CUUCCAAUAUUUGAAACUUUGUCUUAUUCUCUGUUCCUUCUUUUUCUUCUGCUCCUUCUCAACAAGCCAGCUUGUAUGGAGCAAGUGCACCAUCACUGGAUAGUGAAUGAGGAAGAAGAAGAAGAAGAACCGCAAGAUGCUGCUUCGAAAGGGAAGCAUUCCCUGCAACAUAGAAAGGAUAGCAUUAUUGCCACUGCUGUAAUGCCUCCGUUUUCUACAGUGGGAGAAAAACUUCUCCUUCAGAAGGAAGAAGUUCUUCAUAGUCACAAAGAAGAACAGAAAGAACAUGCCACUCAGAAAGUUGAAGAAACAAGCAAUGUUGUUGGAAAUGACAAUAACAUCAACGGUGAUAGUGAAGAAGUUGGGCUUGAAAUGCUAGCUGACUUUGUUGAAAAUGCAAUGAAUGGAGAGGUCAUAAGCAGUGGCAUCAUAAAUGUUGCUGCAUCUCAUAAAAAGAAUAGUGUUUACUCUGACAAACAACAAGGAAUGUGGAAAUGUCACCACUGCACAUGGACCAAGCAAUUUGACAGUCCUUGGAAUGUGCCGCUCGAGAAUCUUAAUGGCUCGAUCAUGAAAGUCAAAACUAUGAUUCAACAUGGACCAUGUUUUGUUUGUGAUUCUAAAGGCUUUGAUAUACGGGUAAAAAAUUCAGAUAUUCAAUGUAGUCCACGCAAUGAAGUCAACAAUCAAUGCAUGGAAACUGUUGAUGACAAAGCCCCUCCCGGAUCAGAGUUACUACUUUUACCUAAGUCAUCUGAAAUACAGGCUGAAACUGUAGAGAAUUGUGGGGAUGAAAUCAGUGCGAAAGCGUAUCCUAACAUGUCAGAAAAAAUUGACCAGCAACUGAAAGAACUUGAUGUUGAGGCGGUAUUGUCAAAACAAGAGACACAUGAUUUAUUUUGUCCUAAUUGCAAGUCUUGCAUCACUAAAAGGGUUAUCCUUAGGAAGAGAAAAAGGAACAUUCCUAAUAUAGACACUAUAGCAAAGCGUGACAAGUUAGCCACUGAGAUGGUUAAUAGUUCUGUAGACGAAGCCAACCAAGUUGAUCAUGCAAUUGCAACAACAACUGAUGUGGGAAGAGUAGAUCCACCUGCUGAUAAUUAUGAACCUGAAAGAGAACCAGAAGUAUUCAGAUGUUUAUCAUGCUUCAGCUUCUUUAUUCCUAUGAGAAAUGAAUUCAAGCUGUUCCCCAGUUUUGGUGGUACCCAUAAGCCUGAAACUUCACAAAAACCUUCAGUCAUACCUUCAUCCAACGUGGAAAAGGAAAACCCUUCAAUUGUAGUAGCAGCUUCCAAUGCAAAUUGGUUAUUGGCUCUUUUUACUUCAAACAAGGGAAGAAAAGCUAGUGUACAAGGUGAUGCAUCAAUUGAAGAUUCUAGAACUGAUCCUGCUUCAAUUGAAGAUUCUAGAAUUGAUAAUCCUGAAAGUCCACUUGCUAAUACACCAAAUCAGAAUGUAAAUCUGACAUCAGAUAUUAAGCUUGGAAAUGUAGGAGUAAAUUCUCCUAUUCCCUCUGUAGUGAAAUCAGUAGUAAAGAUUGAAUCGUGGAUAGAAAAGGGCAAGAAAUCAAAUGUGGCAUUGCCGAAUGAGCCUUUGGUUGAUCAGAAUGAUUUCUCUACAGGGAGUUCCAGUGAUGUGGUGAAUGUAUUGCAGAAGGUGAGAGGGGAUUUUUCAGCAACGAAACAGCUUCUAAAUGAAAAUGUGAGAACGGAUUUGGGAGACAAAAAUCGUGAUUCAGUGGAUGUGAUAAAGACAGGUAUUGUUGCGGAUAUAUCCAAGCGUGAGGGUGUUUUAGUGGCAACUGUUGCUACUACCGAAAUACUUUUAGAUGCUGGAAAACCUGCAAAAGAUAGCAUUCUAAAAUCAUAUGAAGGGUCUCAUAUCUUUGAUAAGUCACAGAAAGAUGUAGACAAAACACUGGAAAUAGCACAGGAUAGUUAUUCCUCUUCGAUGGAAGAAGCACAAUCACCAGCUCAAUCAUUUGGUGGUUCAGUAGCUGCAAAUGACGUAGCUAGUGAGAAACCAAGUUCUAGAGUGGAUGCUACGAUUCCAUCAAAUCAAGAUUUUAAGGAAGUGUUGAAGAAUGUUGAAGAGGAAAUUAAACCAUCUGUUGCAAAAGAAAAAGAAGAAACAUUCAUAACCUCGACGUCCCAGACAGCAGAUAGUAUUCCAAUUGAAGGUGCUAUUGUUACAGAAGCACAUACUGAAAUAUAUAUUGGAGAGCAACCGAGGACUGAAAUUGAUGAGCACCAAGAGUGGGAAAUACUUAAAAGCAUCGUAUAUGGUGGUUUAGUUGAAUCAAUCACUAGUCUGGGGGUUGUGUCUUCUGCUGUUGCUUCUGGUACUGCUCCAUUGAAUGUUCUAGCAGUGGGGUUGGCCAAUCUGAUCGGUGGACUUUUUGUCAUUGGCCAUAAUCUCAUUGAUCUGAAAAAUGAUCACUCUGGAGGGGAUACACUACAAAUGAAUGUGCAAGAUCGUUAUCAAGAACUACUUGGUCACAGAGCAAACUUCCUACUCCAUGUUGUUGUAGCUAUUUUCUCAUUCCUAAUUUUUGGUUCUGUCCCUCUUGUUGUCUACGGCCUCUUGAUUUCUAAGAACUACCAUGCUGAAGUUAAGAUUGCAGCUGUGGCAGCUGCUUCUGUUGUAUGCAUCAUUGUGCUUGCUAUUGGGAAAGUUUACACCAAUAGACCACUCAAAUCCUAUGUGAAAACGGUGUUACAUUAUGUUAGCUUGGCACUUGCAACCUCGGGAAUCUCUUACUUAGCAGGCGAUCUAGUUAAGGAUCUUCUUGAGAAAAUCAGUGGUUCAGAAUCUGGUUCUGUUCUUACCAUGCCCUUGUCUGGCACAAGAAUGAAACCAGCGUGGAUGUCUUAUUGAAGCAUAUCAUUAAAAGGAGCUCCAAACAUUGUCCAAGGUUCGAAUUCUAGUCUUAUGUACGAAUAGUCUAUGUUGGAAGGAGAGUACUUACAUUGUGAGUACUCACGCAAUAGGAAUUAGUCACUGUCUUGUAGUGAAUAUUUUGUAUUAAUAUGAUAUUUAAAUAAACUAAAAAACUUGAGUUGUUAUCGUUACUUUUGGCCU
Cajanus cajan (pigeon pea) is the source of this 3081-nucleotide messenger RNA. RefSeq names its product membrane protein of ER body-like protein. Lineage: Eukaryota; Viridiplantae; Streptophyta; Magnoliopsida; Fabales; Fabaceae. The record is from RefSeq and is a predicted model, not a curated record.